This is a messenger RNA of Adelges cooleyi (spruce gall adelgid), 948 nucleotides long. It is a transcript of the gene Vps29, whose product is annotated as vacuolar protein sorting-associated protein 29. NCBI's taxonomy places the organism in Eukaryota, Metazoa, Arthropoda, Insecta, Hemiptera, Adelgidae. The coding region runs from base 182 to 733 and encodes 183 amino acids. The record is from RefSeq and is a predicted model, not a curated record. Gene Ontology annotation, biological process: retrograde transport, endosome to Golgi; intracellular protein transport. The transcript has 4 exons. Gene Ontology annotation, cellular component: retromer complex; endosome.
AGCUCGCUGCUGUUCGUUGUUCUUUUGUAAUUUGGAUUUUGGUUUGUUGUUCGAAUCUCUAACUCAAAUUUAAUUUUUUGUGCUUAAUAGUGUAGUAAUUUUUUUUGUACCGAUAAAUUGUUAUUGUCGUAAAUUGUAUUAUAAUUUUUUGUUAGGUAGUAAUAAUCUAGAUAGUUCAAAAAUGUGUUCAGUGUUGGUUAUUGGAGACAUGCACGUACCGUUUCGUAGUAGUGGUCUCCCAACGCAGUUUAAGAAAUUGUUAACGCCAGGAAAAAUACAACAUGUUUUAUGUACAGGUAACUUAUGCACAAAAGAAAUGUACGAGUUCUUAAAGUCGAUAGCUAAUGAUGUGCACGUUGUGCGAGGAGAUUUUGAUGAGAAUCUAAACUACCCUGAUCAAAAAGUGGUAAAUGUUGGUCAAUUUAAAGUUGGUCUCUGCCAUGGACAUCAAGUGAUCCCUUGGGGUGAUCCUGAAUCGUUAGCAUUACUUCAGAGACAACUUGAUGUUGAUGUACUUGUAUUUGGCCACACGCACAAGUUUGAUGCAUUUGAACUCGGCAAUAAGUUUUUCCUUAAUCCGGGAUCGGCUACCGGAGCAUUUAAUCCUUUAAAUCCUGAUAUAAUACCAUCGUUUGUAGUAAUGGAUAUACAAAGUUCUACAGUAGUAUCAUACGUGUACAGGCUUGUUGGCGAUGAAGUGAAAAUUGAAAAAAUCCAGUACACAAAAAAAUAAUCUUUUUUUGGUGAAAACCCAAGAUUUCAAGUUAUUCAUUAUUUUUUUUAAUGACUAUAAUAAUUAUUGUUUUAUAGCCUUAAUGAUAUUUUAAGUAAUCUUAUAGCUAUUUAGUUAUCAUGAUUAUUAUAUAAUUUAGCUUUAAUAUUAUUAUUAUUCCAUACUAUUAUAUUUUUAAUUUAUUAUUAUUAAAUAUGUCAAUCCCAUCACCAGAA